CGGACAAUCAACGAGAUAAUACUUUAUAACUGAAUUGUUGAUCGAUGGAGAAUACCCAGGUUUCUGUCUGCGAGUCUAUUUAAUGUACGGAAAAUCAAAUGUAACGUUCAUGUGAAGACAGACAUUACAUAAAGACAUCGACGAAAAUAUUGACAAUAACAAAACCAGAGGUUUAUGAAAUCGAGUACAUGAAAAUCAGGCAGCCAGUGUUGAUUUAUAUAAGACCAAAAUCAGGAAGGACACAUAAAAUGAUUUUGAAAAUUAGUAUAAUCGAAAGUUUGCGGAUUAAGUUCACCGUGACAACAUUUAAGUAUGCGAACCACGCCGGUAAGCGUUCUCCUUCGACGAUGCAACGACGCCGUCCGACAACCGACGGUGAAGAUCGCGAGUUUAUCUCGUCGUUGUUACUCGGCUAACCCAAAACCGGAAUUAACGUCGAUCCGGUACAAAGUACAUCGCGGUCCUUACGCCUCCAUCUCAACCGCCGACGUUCGCUUCUUCGAUGGCUUGCUUGGUUCUAGUCGGAUCAUCACGGACCCAGAAGAAUGUGAAAUGUACAACAUCGAUUUUCCCAAGACGGUGAGAGGUAACAGUCAGUUAAUACUGAAACCGAAAUCUACUGAAGAGGUGUCGGCCAUAUUGAAAUAUUGCAAUGAAAAACGGUUAGCGGUCUGUCCACAAAGCGGUAAUACCGGCCUCGUGGGAGGCAGCACACCUGUGUUCGACGAAAUCGUCGUCUCCAUGAAGCUUAUGAAUAAAAUUUUGGAAACAAAUCAUUUGGCAGGUGUACUGACAUGCGAGGCUGGCUGCGUUUUACAGGAUCUGGAUGAUCAUUUGACUACAGUCGGGCUGAUGAUGCCGUUGGAUCUGGGUGCUAAAGGCAGUUGUUUGAUCGGUGGUUGCGUCUCUACUAAUGCGGGUGGCCUGCGACUUCUGCGUUACGGCAAUCUUCACGGGAACGUUUUGGGUGUCGAAGCUGUGAAGGCAAACGGCGACGUCGUAGACGCGAUGAACACGCUGAAGAAGAACAACACUGGUUAUCACGUCAAACACUUGUUCAUCGGAUCAGAAGGUACAUUGGGAAUCGUCACAAAAGUUGUUAUACAGUGUCCACCAUUGCCUAAAGCUGUGAACGUUGCGUUCUUGGGACUUACGAAUUUCAAUAAAGUGUUGGAAACUUAUCAUCUGGCAAAAAAAGAAUUAGGCGAGAUUCUGUCUUCCUGCGAGAUGAUGGACCGAUUAUCUUUGGAUGUUUCUAUCAAUCACUUGGGCUUGAAAAAUCCAUUAACAAUGCACGAAAAUGGUCACGACUUCUACAUGGUUAUAGAAACUUCCGGCAGUCAUUCGGCGCAUGACGAAGAAAAACUUUCCUUGUUUGUAGAGAAGGCAUUGAAUCAGGGCAUUAUCGAAGAUGGUACUUUGGCUAACGAAACGACGAAGGUCAAUCAUAUAUGGGCCAUGAGAGAGAGGAUCAGCGAAGGCGUCCUGCGUGAUGGCUACGUCUUCAAGUAUGACAUUUCCCUGCCUCUUUCAUCUUAUUACGAGAUCGUCGAGGUAUUACGAGAACGAAUACGCGAUCCUCGAGUUGUCCGGAUAAGCGGUUACGGUCAUAUAGGCGACGGCAAUAUUCACGUACAAGUCUCCAUACCUGAAUAUUACGAGGACAUAGCCGCGCAACUGGAGCCGUUCAUUUUCGAAUACAUCUCUCAGCAUAAAGGUAGCAUUAGCGCCGAGCACGGCAUCGGCUUCAAGAAACCAAAGUACCUUCACUUGAGCAGAAACUCCUCUGAGAUCGAGAUGAUGCACGAUUUGAAGAAACUGAUGGAUCCGAACGGCAUUCUGAACCCGUAUAAAGUUUUACAGCCGGUCACGACAGCUUGAUUAUCACGAUCAAGGCGUGAUGAAUUUUUAAUGUGAUAUGAGAUAUAUAAUGUAAAUAUUCGAUAAGCAAUCAGUUCGAGCUGAAACAUAGGUUCAAUGGGAACUUGGCACUGAUUAAUCUUUCUUAUUCGUCACGAUUAUACAACGUCCUUAAACCGUGUAAGAAAAAUAAGUAGGAGACGAAUGCGUUGAAGCUGUGUCAUUACUUACAGUUACUUCAAUUAACCAUUUGAAAAAAUGCUGACGUAUCAUUGUAGGCUAUUAAUAUAAUAGUAUUUGGCGUUAUAUUGCGCUGAUGUCACACGCAAUGUUUGGUAAGGAAUUUCUUGGCUGCUUUUCAUUUGCCAACAAAAGCAAGUGAAGUGUGACUAAUACCUCAAAAUAGAUAUGCUACAUAAAUGGCAGCAAUUGCGAGAAUAGUGAGACAUAUAUUUUCAAGUGAAAUACUCUGUUGUUACGCUCAAUUUGAUAUUUAAUAUAUAAUUUAAAUAUAUGAUAUUCGCGUAUGUACUCCAUUUAAAACUUGGAAGCAACAUGUAACAAAUGAGAACUCAGAGCAAUAUCUAAAUUUAUACAAAUAUAUAAUAC
Messenger RNA from Harpegnathos saltator (Jerdon's jumping ant), 2469 nucleotides. It is a transcript of the gene D2hgdh, whose product is annotated as D-2-hydroxyglutaric acid dehydrogenase. The record is from RefSeq and is a predicted model, not a curated record. The transcript is spliced from 8 exons. Gene Ontology annotation, molecular function: FAD binding; catalytic activity. Gene Ontology annotation, cellular component: mitochondrion. Lineage: Eukaryota; Metazoa; Arthropoda; Insecta; Hymenoptera; Formicidae. The coding region runs from base 313 to 1881 and encodes 522 amino acids.